AUGAGUAUCGCUCUGUGCGCAGUAUGUAGACCGUCAACUUCUGGCGAUGUGAUCGUUGUGGCGAGUUAUGAAGUGGACAUUCCGCAGCCAUCUACUGCUAUAGACGUUGCUAUUCCUACGGAUUACAUGAUAUCAAAGAUCAUCCAGAAACGCGUACGGCUCCAUUUCGAUAAUGAAGGUGAAAUUAAAAUCGAAGGGUUCUACAUCCACUAUGCUGUCUCGCUAGAAGGGCCAUGUCCACUUGUCUAUGUCUGUGUAGCUGAACCUAGACUCUCAUCGGAACGUGCACAACAGUUCCUUCUCUCAGUCAAAUCGAACAAAUUUCGCUUAACACAAUUUUCACCUUUCCUUGGCAAUUUCACUUUGCAUAUUUCAAGGACACACUUUGGAAGUAUGACCAAUCCCGGAAAGGGAUCAUUAGCUGGUACCUUACUCAAUGACAAAAAAUUAUCACCGCUUUUUUCCACGGCACAAGAUCACGCUUUGCAACAACAGAUUCAGCCUACACUUGAACAGCUUGUGAUGGCGGAGAAUGCGCAGAGACCAACACAAGACGCACGAAUCAGCGACAUGCGUCGCCAAGUGGAAGAGGUGAAAAACGUUAUGGCCUCUAACGUUGCGUCAAUUAUGGAACGAGGAGAACGAUUGGAUAGUAUCGAAAGACGCACGGAUGAGCUACAAGCUUCGUCAGCAAACUUCAAAAUGACAGCGCAUCGAGUUCAACGCAAGAUGUGCAUGAUGAAUGCGAAAUGGACCGUCAUCUCCGUAAUCGGCGGGAUAAUCGUUGCCGCCAUCGUUAUCCUGUUAAUCCUCGACGCGUGUGGUGUAUUCAAAUAA
Molecule: messenger RNA, 837 nt
Organism: Necator americanus (New World hookworm)
Lineage: Eukaryota; Metazoa; Nematoda; Chromadorea; Rhabditida; Ancylostomatidae
Exons: 8
Coding region: 1-837 (278 amino acids)
Biological process (GO): vesicle fusion; vesicle-mediated transport
Cellular component (GO): plasma membrane; SNARE complex
Molecular function (GO): syntaxin binding; SNAP receptor activity
Source: RefSeq, a predicted model, not a curated record